Molecule: messenger RNA, 537 nt
Organism: Alternaria incomplexa
Lineage: Eukaryota; Fungi; Ascomycota; Dothideomycetes; Pleosporales; Pleosporaceae
Exons: 3
Coding region: 1-537 (178 amino acids)
Biological process (GO): response to oxidative stress
Source: RefSeq, a predicted model, not a curated record
AUGGCUAGCAGAACCUUUUCACCAAUGCUCCGUCAGGCGGUUCGCGUCUCGCAACGGAAUGGCAUUGCUGCACCAUGCCGUCGCUUCUUGAACACCGAGACGGCACCGAAGCUUUACUCGGCAAAGGCGCACGUAGUUGGCGCACGCACCGGUCAUGUAGACGGCGAGAACCUAAAGGUCGAUCUAACAAUGGCCAAAGCCCUCGGCGGCCCCGGCGACGCCGGAAAGACCAACCCAGAAGAACUCUUCGCAGCCGGCUACGGUGCAUGCUUCCAAUCCGCCAUGAACGCCGUCGCCCCCUCCAUCGGCGUCAAAAUGCCCUCCACCCCCGAAGACUCGAUCGUCGAAUCCACCGUCGAACUCGUCGGUAGCAUGAAAGAUCUCGACAUGGGAUUACGUGUGCAGCUCCUCGUCAAGGUACGCGGGCUGGCGAAGGAGGAUCUAGAGAAGGUUGUGUACAAGGCGAGGCAGGUUUGCCCGUAUAGUCGGGCGACGAAGGAUAAUGUUUAUACGACUGUCAGGUGUGAGACUAUGUAA